Molecule: messenger RNA, 1494 nt
Organism: Salvelinus namaycush (lake trout)
Lineage: Eukaryota; Metazoa; Chordata; Actinopteri; Salmoniformes; Salmonidae
Product: sodium-dependent lysophosphatidylcholine symporter 1-A-like
Exons: 7
Coding region: 620-1111 (163 amino acids)
Source: RefSeq, a predicted model, not a curated record
AUAUACCUUACAGAGGAGGCAAAGGUGACCUGGAGUGGUCUGUAACCACCGGGGAAGCCUAGUUCCAAAGGAUGAGCUGCUUCAAAACUUUUACAGAUCUUGAGGAGUCAUUUACUCGCCCAAACCAUUGAUGGAAACACAUGCAAGGACAGUCAUCAAUGCAAGACUAUUCAUGUAUGUCCAGUGUGUGUGUGUGUGUGUCUCUGUAAUAUAUCCGGUCACUGUAGAGGCCAGGGGGCUUCUUCUGUCCAGGAAGCUGUGCUAUGCCAUGGGAGGCGUGCCAUAUCAGAUUACUACUGUUGACAUGGGCUUGGCUUUACAGAUGUUCCUGCUGGAUGUUCUACAGGUCAGUAAUGUUACUCAUUGCCUGCAUGCCAGUCAGUCAGUCAACUCCACUGUCGUCUGUCUGUCUGUAAUCUCUCUGGCCUGGAGUCCUUUCUGUCCCUGGCUCUUUUGCAGAUUGAGGCCUUCUAUGUUUCUCUGAUCCUUCAAGAGGAACUGACCCAUCCCUACCUUCAGGCUAGUGAGCCUCAGCGGUUUGACACCCAUUGGCAAACUCAUGCCAUGGGUGGUUGUCUCCAUGCCUUUUGGGGUCUUCUCCUAUGUCCUGCUGUAGUUCAUGUCUCAAGCCUUCAGUGUUCCCUGGUACCUCACAGCAAACUGCCUGUUUGAGACCAUCAUGACAUCCAGCCUGUUAUCUACUCUUCCUUCACAUAUAUGUAUUAAUGUGCCUUCCCUUUCGCUGAACAUGAGACAGAGACUCUGCACAGCCUACAGGAUGAGUGUGGAGAAGCUGGCAAUGCUGGUGGCCUCUGUGAUUCAGGGUCAGGUUGAGGCUGUAUUCUACACAGAGAAGGCUGGGGCAUGUCAGCAGUUGGACCAGAGCCAGGAGCUGCCUCACAACACCCCUUCACCACAAACCGAUGUCUUUGGGGAACUUUGCACUGUUCUGUACCCAUGCAGCUGGGCUUGGGUCCCAGUUCCAGCCCCUUCCGUCUCUGCUGGUAGGGCUGGUCUUCUUCCACCUGUACCCCAUCAACAAGGAACAACGCCUCCAGCUCCAGAGAGAGCAAGGCAGAGAGUGAGUCAUGCACACUCUUGGCUCUCCUAAGAGGCUGCUUUAGUGCUCCUACUCUGACAAUAGCUUCCUGUCUAAAUCCAACAUACUGCCUCACACCUUCACUUACACAUACCUGAGUUUAUGCUUCUUCUCAAACAUCCUGCCGCACACUUCCUCUCUUAUUGAUGUUUUGUAUUUGCAUGACAUUAAAUAUGUGUAGCCCUAGGCCACUAACUGUUCUUGUUUUCCCUUCAACUGAUAGAGGAGAUAGGAUCAACACGCAGUCGUCAGUCAAGACGCCAACCACCUUUUUAUUUAAUUUAGCCUUUACUUAUCUAGGCAAGUCAGUUAAGAACAAAUUCUUAUUUACAAUGCCGGCCAAACCCGGAUGACGCUGGGCCAAUUGUGUGCCACCCUAUGGGACGCCCAAUCAC